AUGAAGACGACUGCGGCCGUCUUGCUGACCGCAGCGUGGUUCCACACCACUGCCGCGUUCGCCUCCAGUCAGCUGGUGCUGGAGGAUACUAGCUCCAAGCAGUGUCCGAUAGAUAGUGAGCUCAGUUGCCACAAUAAGGGGCCUGUGCAGGACCGCUGCUGCUUCAAUCAGCCCGGCGGUCUUCUCCUCUUGACGCAGUUCUGGGAUGCGAAUCCGGCUACGGGGCCGGGUGAUUCGUGGACUCUUCAUGGGCUGUGGCCCGAUAACUGUGACGGUUCCUACGAGCAGUAUUGUGACAGCAAGCGGUACUACAAGGACAUACCAGGCAUUUUACAGUCGUUUGGGAAGUCAGAUUUACUCCAGUAUAUGAGAACAUAUUGGAAAGACUGGCAGGGAAACGACCCCAAUCUCUGGGAGCAUGAAUGGAACAAACACGGCACUUGUGUGAGCACGCUGGAGACGGCUUGUUAUCCAGGUUACAAGCAAUAUGCAGAAAUGGUCGAUUACUUAGAAACAGCAACUCAACUGUUCAAGAAACUGGAUACUUAUAAGACGCUAGCCGCGGCCGGUAUUACACCGCAUGCGUCGAAAACCUACGAGCUCAAGCAGCUUCAGGCUGCGAUAUCAAAGGCCCAUGGUAUGGAGGUUACUCUGAACUGCAAGAAUUCGGAGUUGAAAGAAGUCUGGUACUUUUUCAAUGUUAAGGGCAGUGUGCAGACUGGCAAAUAUGUGCCAACGCUUCCUGCCGGUUCCCCGUCAAACUGCCCAGCCACGGGCAUCAAGUAUACCCCUAAAAACGGCAAAGCACGCCCAAACCCAACAAACAACCCAGGGCCUACCCCGACAAAAAGCUCUCCUGCACCCACAGGGACUAAUGGUGCAUUCUCUGGCAAAGGACAUCUCGAAGUAACCACUGGAGGCAAAAAGACUGGCUGUUUGAUCAGCUACGGGACCUGGUACAGCACGGGCACUUGUGCAAUGUUCCAUGCCACUCCUUCUGGCAAUGGGUUCACCUUGAGCACCACCAAAGGCGACUGCGGUAUCGCUGACUCUGUGUUCGCGUGUGAUACGAAUACCAAGUCUAGCGUGUUUACAGCUGUUGAUGGAAAUCUUGCUGUUGACGGCAAGAUGACCUUUUUCGCGGACAAAAUCCCAACAGGAACAACCCAGGUUCCUAUUUAUACGGAAAACCACUCGAAUGAAUUGACCAUUAGCUGGAAGCAAUUUUGA
Molecule: messenger RNA, 1230 nt
Organism: Ophidiomyces ophidiicola
Lineage: Eukaryota; Fungi; Ascomycota; Eurotiomycetes; Onygenales; Onygenaceae
Gene: RBT7
Product: Ribonuclease T2 precursor (RNase T2)
Exons: 5
Coding region: 1-1230 (409 amino acids)
Biological process (GO): RNA catabolic process
Cellular component (GO): extracellular region
Molecular function (GO): RNA binding; ribonuclease T2 activity
Source: RefSeq, a predicted model, not a curated record